Dendrobium catenatum is the source of this 2909-nucleotide messenger RNA. RefSeq lists its product as uncharacterized. NCBI's taxonomy places the organism in Eukaryota, Viridiplantae, Streptophyta, Magnoliopsida, Asparagales, Orchidaceae. The coding region runs from base 1 to 2793 and encodes 930 amino acids. The transcript is spliced from 19 exons. The record is from RefSeq and is a predicted model, not a curated record.
AUGCCAUCCUUAAAGACAUCAUGUCCUCCAAUCUCACAAAGUUUGGAUAGUUUGUUAAUCAAGGAGGACAUUUCGAAUGCCCAUUAUGAAAACCAGUUCCCUGACAACCAUUCUAGGAGCUCUUCAAGCGGUCUACAAAAAACUGGAAAGUUUGGGUCUUUACCAACUCGACUUCCUCAGUUUCAUGCUAGUGGACAAGGCCCCUGGCAUUGUGUACUGGCAUAUGAUGCAUGUGUUCGACUAUGCCUUCAUUCCUGGGCAAGAGGGUGCAUGGAAGCACCUUCUUUUUUGGAAAAUGAAUGUGCUCUUCUGCGAAAAGCAUUCGGAUUGCAGAAAAUCUUAUUACAGUCAGAGGAGGAGCUUCUUGGACAGCCAUCUUCUGGUCUUUCUAGCGAAGGAAUCAUAUCAAAGCCCAAAAAAGUCAUAGGAAAAAUUAAGAUUCAAGGCAUGAAUGGCAUCAGCUAUCGCGAGCAUCCAGCUGAACGGCAAAACUUCGGUUAUUGGGUUUUGCGGGCAAAGCCAUGCAGCCACCUAACUAGAUUUGAUUAUAUUUUUAUGAGAGCAUACACUUGCCGUUUUGAUAGAUUAAAAAGUACAACUUACGAGGAAGCAGUCCGAAUGGAUCCUGGAUCAGGGAAGCACAUACAUGUAUGCUAUUUUCAACUGAUAAUCUUCCCUGAUAAUAUUGGAGAUGAUUUAUAUGUUGAAGUGUAUGACUCGAAGGGGAAGUCAUGCGGAAGAGUUGUAGUUCAAGUGGCUAGUAUUUCUGAUAUUAGCGAAAAGAGUUGCUGGUGGCCUAUUUAUCUUGAACCUGAACAUGUACUAGUGGGUCGAAUGCAAGUACACUUGAGCUACACAUCAAAUUCAGAUGAGAAUAAUGAAAAGUGUGGAUCAAUUGCAGAGACAGUAGCAUAUGAUGUUGUAAUGGAAGUUGCAAUGAAAGCUCAACAUUUCCAGCAGAGAAAUUUGAUGCUGCAUGGAAUUUGGAAAUGGUUGCUGGCAGAAUUUGCAGCUUAUUUUGGUGUUUCAGAUGCCUACACAAAAUUAAGAUAUCUCUCCUAUGUGAUGGAUGUGGCAACCCCUACAUUAGAUUGCCUAAUGCUCAUUCAUGAUUUGAUUCUACCUGUAAUAACGAAGAGCAACAGCAUGAAUAGAUUAAGUCAUCAAGAGAAUCGCAUUCUUGGAGAGAUGAGGGAGCAAAUUGACCAGGUCCUAUCUUUGGUUUUUGAGAAUUACAAGUCAUUGGAUGAGUCCUCAAUGUCUGGAAUGGCUGAAGUCUUCGGGCCUCCAAAUGGAAAUCCACCACCAGCACUGGCAUCAGCUGUAAAGCUAUACACUCUUAUUCACGAUAUACUAUCUCCUGAAGCUCAAUUAAAGCUGUGCAGCUAUUUUCAGAUUGCUGUGAAGAAGAGAUCAAGGAGGCUCAUGCUGGAUACGGAUGAGAUUUUGGCCAACAGCACUGAAGGAACUUUAGUGGAUGUUGUUAGCAUCUCUACCGGUUACCAAAAGAUGAAAACUUUGUGCUAUAACAUAGUCAAAGAAAUUAAUGCUGAUAUUGAAAUACACAACCAUCAUAUUCUUCCCAGUUUCAUAGACCUUCCAAACAUAUCAGCAUCAAUCUACAGUGUGGAGCUUUGUACAAGAUUGCGUUCGUUUCUUAAAGCUUGUCCACCUACAGGCCUUUCACCGCCUGUGGCAGAUCUUGUUAUUGCAACUGCUGAUUUUCAGAAGGAUCUUGCUAGCUGGAACAUUAGUCCUGUGAAGGGAGGUGUCGAUGCCAAAGAGUUGUUUCACUUAUAUAUUAUUUUGGGGAUUCAAGAUAAGCGUCUUGCAUUGCUUGAAUCCUGCAAACUAGAUAAGGUGAAAUGGUCUGGAGUUCGAACUCAGCAUUUGACAACUCCCUUCAUUGAUGAAGUUUAUGAUCGCCUAAAGGAGACCUUGAAUGAAUAUGAAAUCAUCAUGCGUCGUUGGCCCGAAUAUAUACUUGUUCUAGAAAAUGCAAUUGCGGAUGUCGAGAAGGCGAUGAUUGAGACUUUGCAAAAACAGUAUGCAGAUGUUCUAAAUCCAUUGAAGGAUAGCAUGGCACCUAAAUCCUUAGGCCUCAAGUUUGUGCAGAAACUUGCUAAAGGUAAAAAGGUCUGCCCUUAUAACAUUCCUGAAGAGCUUGGAAUUCUCCUGAAUACCAUGAAAAGAGUACUUGAUGUAUUGAGGCCCAGAUUAGAAAUGCAGUUGAAGUCUUGGGGUUCUUGCAUACCUGAUGCUGGGAGUGCGAUAGCUGGAGAACGCCUGAGCGAAAUUGCUGUAAUUGUGAGAUCCAAGUUUAGAAACUACCUCCAAGCAGUUGUGGAAAAACUUGCAGAGAAUACUCACGCACAGAGUGCCACAAAUCUUAAGAAAAUUCUUCGAGGAUCCAAAGGCAUUGUGGCUGAAAGUGAUGUUCGUAAGAGAAUGCAACCCCUGAAAGAUCACCUAACGGAGACCAUAAAUCACCUUGAUAAAGUCCUCGAGGUAAAUGUUUUUGUUUCUGUGUGUCGAUGCCUUUGGGACAGAUUGGGACAAGAUGUUCUGAAGUUCUUGGAGAAUCAUAAAGAGAACAGGUCUCUGUGUAAAGCUUCAAGGGCCACUGUAGCUGUUCUUGAUGAAACUUUUGCAUCACAGAUGCAGAAGUUGCUUGGAAACAACACAUUGCAGGAGAAUGACUUGGAACCUCCAAGAUCAAUAUUAGAGGUUAGAUCGAUUCUCUGUAAGGAUGUUCACAAGGAUUCUAGUUUCAAUUACCGAGUGCGAGCUUGAUUUUAGAUUAGUGAGCUUGGGUACAAAUUUUUAUUUUUUCCAUUUUUUUCUCGUAUUAAUUCAAGGUUAGAUUUGAGCUCCUGUUGAUAAGAUAGAUAAAAAAAGUGUCAUUAUAU